GCUCACGUCAUCCUUAUAUAUAAAAACAAAAUAAAGUUAAACAGGAUUUUUAUAUCAAUGUAUGUCUUUGAAUGAUUCGAACGAGUCAUUCGGUUGACAGGCAUCGUGUAGUCAGCUAGCUGAAGUUUACGGAAGAGCAACGCAAAUAAUGGAAGUGGACGGAAUUUGAUGGAUGACAUAAAUGAUCUUUGAGUAACAGAUUUAAUACGAUUUAAACACAUUUAUAAGUAGGUCUUCAGGCGCAGGGUCAAAGACGUGAAGUCAAGAUGCCGCUGUUCGGCCAGAAUCCGUUUGAUCAGGAUGUCGAAAAAGUAACUAAUGAAACCAAUACAAUAGAAGACUGGGCCCUUAUAAUGGAUAUUUGUGACCGGGUUGGGACAACACCAAAUGGUGCAAAGGAUUGUCUCAGAUCGAUCAUAAAACGACUCAACCACAAGGUCCCUCAUGUUGGCAUGCAAACCCUAACACUGCUUGGUGCUUGUGUUGCCAACAGUGGAAAGAUUUUUCAUCUAGAAAUCUGUUCCCGAGAGUUUGCCAGUGAUGUACGAAGCAUCCUAAACAAAGCCCACCCUAAAGUUAGUGAGAAACUGAAAAGCCUGAUGGUAGAGUGGGCUGAUGAGUUCCAAAAAGAUCCACAGCUGAGUCUCAUUGGUGCCACCAUCAAAUCCCUGAAAGAGGAAGGAAUGUCUUUCCCAUCGUCUGGCUCAAAGAGCUCCAGGAACAGCAAGUCCAGCAGCACCACCACCACCACCACCAGUCGGGCUCCUGAUGAUGAAGACCUUGCUAAAGCCAUUGAGCUGUCCUUGCAGGAGCAGAACCAGCAGCCUGAAACUCUGCCACUUUAUGUGGCAGCUGACCCUCCCUACAACACUAACUCUGUUAAAGAAACACACAAAGUGCGGGCCCUGUACGACUUUGAGGCCGCCGAGGACAAUGAGCUCACCUUUAAAGCUGGAGAGGUGGUCCUGGUUCUGGAUGACAGUGAUCCAAACUGGUGGAAAGGAGAGAACCACAGAGGAGUAGGGCUUUUCCCAUCAAACUUUGUUACAACCAACCUAAAUGCUGACCCAGAACCAGUCGCAUAUAUAGAAAGUACAGCCGUUCCUGAUGCACCUACUGUAGAAGUCAAAGCAGAGCCUGAACCAGUGCAUAUAGAUGAGGAGAAGAUGGACAAAACAUUGUAUUUGCUUCAGAACACAGACCCGGCUAACCCUGAACCUGAUAGCCCUGAGCUGAUCACAUUGGAAGGUGCAUGUGCACAGAUGAAUCCUUUAAUUGAUGAACAAUUACAGGAGAUUGACAGGAAGCACUCCGAGCUGUCGGAGCUAAAUGUGAAGGUUCUAGAAGCCCUGGAGCUCUAUAACCAAUUAAUGAACGAGGCUCCAAUGUACUCAGCUUACUUAAAGAUGCAGACCCACCAGGGCACCUACCCUGCAGCCCCUCCUUCCUUAGGCAUGCAGAGUUACCCAGGCCAACCCUCAGGGGCCUACAUGCCCGGUGGCAUUCCACAAGGCUAUACUCUGGGUUCGGACCAAGCUGGCCCUCUCUGCUCAAUGCCUCCCACAGUCAACUCUACAGCUGCCAGUCAGCCAGCACAAUCUCUUUACAUCAGCACCAGUAUGGGAGCUGCAUAUAUAAACCAAGCUCCUGGCUCCUACCCCGCACAGAUGGGUAUGUCUAUGGAUAUGUCUGCCUAUCAGAACACUAAUCCUGCUAUGCCCCCAGCUACCUAUGCAAUGCCGGCUCCUGCUCAUCCUUCACCACAGCAGGGGCCUUAUUACCAGCAGCCGCUCCUGUGAAGCCGUACGUCAUCACUGCCAACGUUCAAACUAGCGUUCAAAGUUUCACAUUCCUUUGCCUGAUUGGCUGAAUGAUAUUGAGGGUCUACUAAGGAUGCUGAGAGUCGAUUCAGCCGCAUCUUACUACUUUAUUAGAACACAAGUAACUUGGAUUUGAGAGGUAUGAAGUGCACCAAUUGGUGCCCAGUUCUCUUUUUUUUUUUAUACAGAAAUACCUCCUUUACCAGCAUUUUGUAUUUACAACUAAAAAUAAGGGUUUUUUAUCCUAAAAUCCUAUUUAAUCACAUUUAGACUAACAAGCUGGUUUAAAUUCUUGUGUUUUGGCAAUCUGAUGAUUGAGCUGAUAAUUGAUUAUUUCACUCUAUCAGCUUGUACCCCCUGUACUUAAGGCCUUAGAUUUAUGGUUCAUAUCCAGGUGUAUAUUUAGGAUACAGUUUUGCAUCUAUAUAAACCAUUUAUAUUAAAACUCCAGUAUGAGUGGAAUGUGGGCACGAAUUCCUUCCCUUUUUGCAUCCCUGAGAUUCAAAGUUGAAUUAUUUUUAAUAUGUAAUUGUUGUUUGUGUUUUCUUUAUGGAACUUGGAAAUUAACUUUGAUGAAAGUAGAAUAUAUAAAUCACCACGUGUUUUGACAGAAAAUGAUGAAAUGAUGCCUUGUAUAUCUGUUGUAUGCUUUGAAUUUCUAUUUCUGUGUGUUGAGAUUGCUGAUUGAGCACUUUAUUAGGUACACCUAUCUGCUAGGUACUUACGUUGAUUGCAUUAUAAGCUACACCUAACCAUACAGAUGAACUUUGUGGGUAUACAGUUACUAACCAUAGCCUUUAUUCUGCUCUGUACGUUGAGCAGUUGUCACUCCCUUGUACCCCAUUUAUUAAUUAAAAGAACCCCCCUGUGACCGGAUUUAAUGUGAGUAAUUAAUGUGGCCUUAAUCUAGUAGUGUAUGUUUUUUGGUAUGGAGGUAGCAGGUGCAACUUACUGGCCUCUUUAAUAGGAACACAUACCCUGGUAGUUCGGGCGGCACGGUGGCCUCACAGCAAGAAGGUCCUGGGUUCGUUCCUGGGCCAGUCCGGGUCCUUUCUGUGUGGAGUCUGCAUGUUCUCCCCAUGUCUGCGUGGGUUUCCUCCGGGCUCUCCGGUUUCCUCCCACAGUCCAAAGACAUGCAAGUGAGGUGAAUUGGAGAUACAAAAUUGUCCAGGACUGUGUUUGACGUUAAACUUAAACUGAUGAAUCUUGUGUAACCAGUAACAUUCUGUUCUACCCUGAUAGUUCUCAUUAUAGGUGAGCUGUUAAAGAUUAGAGCUGUUUGCUUUUUCAAAGCAUGUCGUGUGUUAAUCUUCCUCUAGUCUUUGCAUUUCUGGUCACAGGACUCUGUGGCUAAAUAUUUUAGCUUGACACAAUUAUUCUCUCAGAAUUGACAGUAUAGUGUUUAAAAAUCCUGCUACACAUAACAACAGCACCAUGUCAGUGUCCUUGCAGUGCUGAGAAUGGUCAACCACACAGAUAUCGUCUUGCCAGUUUUGGGGGUAUGGAAUUGGGCGAAAAGUGUACAGGACAACAGAUGGGAGACAGUCAGUAACUCUAUACUGACAAAGUUCGUCUCUAUUUAAGUUGUCACUUAUAUAUGAAAAUAACCUGUGAAUGGACGUACCAGAUAGGUGUACCUAAUAAAGUGCUCAGUGAGUGUAUAUAUGGAUGCGAUUCUUUUAAAAACAUAUUUGAGUGUUUGAAUGCCUUGUUCAUAAAAGCUUUGAAAUGUUGACGCUUCUUUUCUGCCCUUUAUUUAAAAAAAAUUUCUCAGUAAUGUAUGUCUUCUAGCUUUUGAGUAAUGGUUCCAUAAUUUUAUUCGAUUUAUUUAACCUUGGAGAAGAUCUAUUAUGAUCUACUAUGAUCCAUUAGUGAAGCUAAGAAGAAAUGUAAGCAAAGUAUGAUACUCUGUACACCAUGUAAACUUUUGUUUUAUUAACUUGCCUCAAUCAAGGUGUUGUAUAUUUGAUGUAAAAUAUCUGGCCUUUCUGUAAUGCACCUUAAGUCAUUUACCAACAGUUGCCUUGUUCAAUCAGACAAUAAAAAUAAAAUAAGAAAAAUAAA
Messenger RNA from Trichomycterus rosablanca, 3884 nucleotides. It is a transcript of the gene stam2, whose product is annotated as signal transducing adaptor molecule (SH3 domain and ITAM motif) 2. Gene Ontology annotation, cellular component: endocytic vesicle. The record is from RefSeq and is a predicted model, not a curated record. The coding region runs from base 267 to 1799 and encodes 510 amino acids. Lineage: Eukaryota; Metazoa; Chordata; Actinopteri; Siluriformes; Trichomycteridae. Gene Ontology annotation, biological process: signal transduction. The transcript has 14 exons. Gene Ontology annotation, molecular function: ubiquitin binding; phosphatidylinositol binding.